Molecule: messenger RNA, 2654 nt
Organism: Phycomyces blakesleeanus NRRL 1555(-)
Lineage: Eukaryota; Fungi; Mucoromycota; Mucoromycetes; Mucorales; Phycomycetaceae
Exons: 10
Biological process (GO): protein processing; protein targeting to peroxisome; protein catabolic process
Cellular component (GO): peroxisomal matrix
Molecular function (GO): ATP binding; ATP-dependent peptidase activity; serine-type endopeptidase activity
Source: RefSeq, a predicted model, not a curated record
AAUGGCACUUCCUGAAUCGCUCACAGUUAUACCCCUCGACAAUAGGGUUCUCCUUCCGUCAGUGGUGAUGAAACUCACCAUGCAAGGCAAGGAGGCCACAGCUCUUAUUCGAAAGUAUUCUCGACUGUCAGAACAACGAAAAAUGGCCCAUAUUGCGUGCAUUCCUCUUCAGUCAUUGCCUUCUGAGAACUCAUCAGUCAAUUCUCAUUCCAACUCAUCAGAGAAUUCCUCUGAUUCAGAUGGGUCUUUACCUGAGAUUCCAGCUGAAGAACGAGCUCUUACUAAGAGCGAUAUAGACGAAAGUCUAGUAAAACCAAGUGAGCGUAAUCGACUCUUGAUGUAUGGUUGCGCAGCUCGUAUCAUUAGAGUCCAGCGUACAAGUCUUGGCGUAUUCACAGUAAUCGUGGAGGGAGUUGGCCGUUUUGAAGUGGAUCGCUAUAUUCAAGAAGGACCAACGCUGAUGGCCAAAGUCAAAUACGCAGAAUCAUUUACUAAAGAUGAACUGGAGGAGGCAAAGGACGAAAUUAUUGCAUUUAAGGCAUUAGCAAGAGAGUUCCUGCUAAAAAUGAAGGACCUCCAGAUUCCAGAAGCACUUACGCAACAAAUUUCCAAGCUAAUUGACACCGUUGCUGCCCCCGUUCUGGCCGACUUAUUAGUAUCAAUAAUCGAAACAACCUUUGAAGAAAGGCUUCUAAUGCUGCAUUCUACCGACAUAAAAGAACGUUUACAAAAGGCUUCAGAGUGGAUGACAAGACAGCUACAUGUCCUCAAGAUCUCAGAACAAAUCCAUUCCAGCAUUGAGGGGAAAUUGAACAAAAAACAGCGCGAGUUUUAUCUCCGCCAACAGUUGGAAGCUAUCAAGCAAGAACUGGGUGAAUCAGAUAGUACCGGAGGGCCCAAGGAUGAAGAUGAUGCAGCUCUUUUAGGAAGACGCCUUGCAGAAGCUAAUCUCCCUAAAGAAGUAAAUAUUAUAGCUCAGCGUGAACUUAAGCGUAUCAAAAAACUCCAGCCUUCAUCCAGUGAGUGGUCUGUUACGCGCAACUAUCUCGAAUUGAUUGCCGACCUGCCCUGGAGUAAGAAAUCAGAGGAAAUCAUGGACAUUACCCGUGCUAAGCAGCAAUUGGAUGAUGAUCAUUUUGGAUUGGAUCAUGUUAAGAAGCGAAUCAUCGAAUAUCUUUCGGUAGCCAAGAUCAAAGGAGAUCUUAAGGCUCCAAUUAUUUGUUUUGUUGGUCCUCCUGGCGUGGGAAAGACAUCUCUUGGAAAAUCAAUUGCUUCCGCACUUUCACGAGAAUUCCAUCGUAUAUCCCUAGGAGGUGUUCGAGAUGAGGCUGAUAUGAGAGGUCAUCGUCGUACCUAUGUAGGUGCCAUGCCUGGUCUUAUUGUCCAAGGAUUACGCAAAUGUGGAGUCAAUAACCCCUUGUUUCUUCUCGAUGAGAUUGAUAAGUUGGCUCAUUCUACACAUUACGGAGACCCUGCUGCUGCUCUUUUGGAGAUUCUUGAUCCUGAACAAAACAAUACUUUCUCUGAUCAUUAUCUUAAUGUUCCUUUUGAUUUAUCAACCGUUUUGUUCAUCGCUACUGCAAAUUCAGUUGACACAAUCCCCGAGCCUUUGCUUGAUCGCAUGGAGUUGAUUUAUCUAAGUGGAUAUACCUUUGAGGAGAAGCUUCAUAUUGCAAAAUCGCAUCUUCUUCCUAAGCAAAUAAGAGCCCAUGGGUUAGAAGAAGAUCGUGUAAGCAUUUCCGAUCCUGUUCUUCUACAGAUAGCCGAAAAUUACACUCGUGAGAGUGGUGUGCGUACUUUUGAGAGAACUCUUGCUUCUGUUGUUCGUUCAAAAUGCGUGGAUUUAGCCGAACUUCGAGAAAGUGGCAAAGAAUCCGACUAUGUUUCAGAAAUUAAUAAGGAAGACGUAGAAGAAAUCCUCGGAAUCUCUACAUACGAGAAAGAAGUGGCUGGACGUGAGUCUAUCCCAGGUGUGGUCACUGGCCUGGCUUACUCUGGAAGUGGCAAUGGUGGAAUUUUAUUUAUUGAAGCGUCCAAGAUGCCAGGCAAUGGAGAGCUUCAAUUGACAGGCUCAUUAGGAGAUGUGAUCAAAGAAUCUGCGCAGCUUGCAUUAACUUGGGUCAAAUCCAAUGCCCAUCUGCUUAAGCUGGCACCGACACAAUACGAUAAUUUGGUGGAAAAGUUUGAUAUUCAUAUUCACAUGCCUAGCGGAGCAGUUCCAAAGGAUGGCCCAAGUGCAGGCGUAACUUUUACCACAUCACUUGUAUCGCUGUUCUCUGGAUGCUAUGUCCCUUCUACAACUGCAAUGACUGGUGAGAUGUCUUUGCGUGGUCAGGUUUUGCCUGUAGGAGGUAUCAAAGAGAAGGUUAUAUCAGCACAUCGUGCUGGUAUUCGCAAGAUUAUCAUGCCUUAUCGCAAUCAAAAGGAUGUACAAGCAGAUGUCCCUGCCAAUGUCAAGGCGGACAUUGAGUUUGUGUAUGCAAAAAAUAUUUGGGAAGUUCUUGAGGCUGCACUCAUUAUCAAUAAUACCGAGAAAUGGUCAGCUCGUACAUUUGAGAGCCAUUUGUAAAGCACUAUAUUUAUUUCUACCGGAGCUAAAGACAAUAAACACGUACAACAAAGUACUGUAAUCCCAGAGAUACAGUACCUGAUCC